AUGCUCGCCGUCCAGCAGCCUCCCAGGAUGGGUUCUUCACAGCCCGAUUCAGAUCCCUUUCUGCCCUUUGGCUACUCGAUGGACCAGAACCAAGAUGGUCUCCUCGAUGCCCCUGAUCCUGCCGGUGCGCCGCUGCUCUCCGAGACGGACACCAAAUUCUUGAGCUCCUUCUUCGAAGACAUGUCGUCCGCCCAAUACAACAUGCCCUCCUUCGGCGAAGGCCUACACUUUAGCGACGCCUGGUUUGAUCUGCCCCCGCAGUUCAUGGGCACUGCGACGUCUUUUGGAUCCCAAGCAUCUGCCCUCCCCAACCCGGACGCUUUUCUUGCCGAGCACCUCGACUUCAACGCAGCUGCUAGCUCUGCGCCCCAGCUCAUGCGUCCCCCUUCCGCCCCCAUGACCCAGCAGCCACAGUCCCAGCACCGCCAAGUCUACCAGCAUCAGCAACCGCAUCAGCAGCUACAGCCGCAGUCGCAACAUCGCCAUCACUCCGACGACGUCCUCAAUGCUGCCGCCACUCUUCUCCAAAAUAACAGCUCCAGCCCCCGUCCCAAUGGCAAGGCCAAGGAAUCAUCGCCUGGUGCCCGACGACCCUUUGGCCCGCCCAUGGGCCAUCUUCGCCACCAGCCCAUGGACGAGUUCAAGGAGGAGAGCCAGCGUGACCUAGAAAAUGAGGCUGAUAGCAACACUUUUACUGACUGGAUGUUUGGCUCAAAAGAUCGUCACGCCUCCAGACAGGCGCAGAUCAACGAGCUGCACUGGGGUUCCGACGCCAGUUUUGGCAACGUCCAAGGCUACGUGCCCGCCCCCAACAAAGAAACCGUCGAUGGGCACCACAAAGUUCAGAUGCAAGUGCUCGGCUGCCUCGAGCCCAGCACCAGCGUCUCAAACACCCGCACCGGUAGCCCGACUGUCGACCCCCAGCGCGUAGCGCCCCCGCAGCCCAUGGCCCCAACCGAAGACGCCGAUGCCCCUCCCCGCAAGCGACGUAAGAGCAGGCUGCAACGAAGCGGCUUCGAUGACGACGAUGACGAAGACUCCAAAGUCGCCUUCAAAAAGUCCAAGAGUCCUCAUGGCAGCAACGGACUGCCCUCGCCUCCGGCCGAGUCUGGCUCCCGCCGCCGCAAGUCGGCCAUUAACAAAGGCCCCCGUGAAAACCUCAGCGAGACGCAAAAGCGCGAAAACCAUAUUCGCAGCGAGCAGAAGCGUCGUACCCUCAUCAAAGAGGGCUUUGACGACCUGUGCGAGCUGGUCCCCGGCCUCAAGGGUGGCGGCUUCAGCAAGAGCACCAUGCUAUCCAUGGCCGCCGAGUGGCUCGAGCAGCUCCUCCAGGGCAACCAGACUCUGGCUGCACAACUCCAAGGCAUGGGACAAUAG
Messenger RNA from Beauveria bassiana ARSEF 2860, 1377 nucleotides. Its product is annotated as helix-loop-helix DNA-binding domain-containing protein. The transcript is spliced from 2 exons. The coding region runs from base 1 to 1377 and encodes 458 amino acids. The record is from RefSeq and is a predicted model, not a curated record. Lineage: Eukaryota; Fungi; Ascomycota; Sordariomycetes; Hypocreales; Cordycipitaceae. Gene Ontology annotation, biological process: regulation of transcription by RNA polymerase II. Gene Ontology annotation, molecular function: DNA-binding transcription factor activity, RNA polymerase II-specific; RNA polymerase II cis-regulatory region sequence-specific DNA binding; protein dimerization activity.